Molecule: messenger RNA, 909 nt
Organism: Closterium sp. Naga37s-1
Lineage: Eukaryota; Viridiplantae; Streptophyta; Zygnematophyceae; Desmidiales; Closteriaceae
Source: the annotation of a GenBank genome assembly
AUGAGCGCCUGGGCUUUUACAGCUCCCACCCAGCCAGUGCUUGCUCAAGUAAACCCUCGAGCUUCACUCGGCUCACUCCCAACCGCGCUUCACCGACCGCGCCUGCCACACAUGGCUGCAUCCGUCUCCAUGCUUGCCGCUAGGCCCUGCGCCAGCCCCGCCCUGCCUUCAGAGUGCGUGUUGCCGCCGGUUCGAGCGGCCGAUUUCGCCAGCUUCAGCGGGCUCAAGGCCGUGCAGCCCGUCGCCGCCGUCGCACAAUCCGUCGCACACCGUCCGACGCCUUCGUGUCGCAGCGCAGUUGUUGUGCGCGCGGGAGUUGCCAUCUCGUCGCUGGCGCCGGUGGGCGACCGCGUGCUGGUGCGCCUGGAGCAGGCGGAGGAGCGCACGGCGGGCGGGCUGCUGCUGCCGUCGUCAUCGCAGAGCAAGCCGCAGGGCGGCAAGGUCGUCGCAGUGGGCGACGGGCGAACCAUCGGCGACAAGACUGUUCCCGUUGGUGUUGAGGCGGGCGCGCGCGUGGUGUACAGCAAGUACGCGGGCACGGAGGUGGACUACGAGGGCGCGCUGCACGUGCUGCUGCGCGAGGACGACGUGGUCGGUACGCUAGACAGCGACGACGUCGCGCAGCUUAAGCCGCUCGCCGACCGCGUGCUCAUCAAGGUGCAAGAGGCGGAGCAGGUGACGGCGGGUGGGGUGCUGCUGACGGAGAGCGCCAAGGAGAAGCCCGUCAUCGGCACGGUGGUGGCAGUGGGGCCAGGGGCGGUGAAGGAGGACGGGUCGAGGCGGGCAGUGGAGGUGCCAGUGGGCAGCACGGUGCUGUACAGCAAGUAUGCAGCCAGCGAGUUCAAGGCCAAGGAUGGCUCCCCGCACGUCGUGCUCAGGGAGGCUGAUGUCAUGGCCGUGCUCUCGUAG